Messenger RNA from Lichtheimia ornata, 1194 nucleotides. RefSeq lists its product as uncharacterized. The coding region runs from base 1 to 1194 and encodes 397 amino acids. The transcript is spliced from 7 exons. Lineage: Eukaryota; Fungi; Mucoromycota; Mucoromycetes; Mucorales; Lichtheimiaceae. The record is from RefSeq and is a predicted model, not a curated record. Gene Ontology annotation, cellular component: membrane. Gene Ontology annotation, biological process: phospholipid biosynthetic process. Gene Ontology annotation, molecular function: phosphotransferase activity, for other substituted phosphate groups.
AUGGGUUACAUUCCAGCAGAAGCGUUACCCAACUUGCAUAAAUACAAGUAUGGCGGUGUGGACAAGUCUUUGGUCUCUCGUUACAUCCUGUCAAAGUACUGGAAUAACUUGGUAAAGUUGUUUCCUUUGUGGAUCGCACCCAACUUGAUCACUUUACUCGGUCUCUUGUGUGUCGUUGGCAACGUUGCUACCUUGAUGUAUUACGCUCCUGACCUUGGCCCAUGCCCCAACUGGGUCUAUUAUACAUUUGGCAUUGGUUUGUUUGUGUACCAGUCAUUGGAUGCGAUCGACGGUAAACAAGCCCGUCGCACUGGAAUGUCAGGCCCAUUGGGUGAAUUGUUUGAUCAUGGCUGUGAUGCUCUCAAUACGUCUCUUGGUUGCUUGACAUGGGCCUCAGCUACUUGUCUUGGUCAAAGCUGGUGGACUGUUGGAUCAUUGGUGGCAAGCUUGGGCAACUUUUAUUUGUCUACUUGGGAGGAAUAUCAUACUGGCAUCUUGUACUUGGGCUACUUUAGUGGUCCAGUUGAAGGUGUGCUCAUGCUUGUAGCUGUACAGCUCGUGUCUGGUUAUUUUGGUCCUGGUUUCUGGAUGCAACGUGUGAGCGACGUGGUGCCAGUAGUAGAUUGGGCUGGUCAUCCUAUUCGUCACCGUAUUGGCAAUGUGCAAUUGAAUCACGUGUUGAUCCUUAUUGGUGCUGGUGUCCUUGUAUUCAACAUUGUUGCAGCAUUGAUCAAUGUUAUCGCUGUCAAGUACAACCCCACUGAUUAUUCACGCAAGGACAACUCUGUUAGCAAAGCCUUGAUGGGCCUUGUUCCAUUUGUAUUCAUGACCGUGGUAUCCUAUGCAUGGCUUCGUUUGUGGCCUUCUCUUGUAUAUGAGCAUUUGGCACUUUUCAUUCUCUUGAUUGGACUUUUGUUUGGUCAUCAAGUUGGCUUGAUGAUUACUGCACAUGUUGCUAAGCUGCCCUUCCCAUAUUGGAAUGGCUCUGUAUACACCCUUCUCGCUGCUGGUUGUGCUCUAGCAUACGCUGAUGUCUCUACUGGCGGAUCUUACAACAUCAAUCAACGUGUUGCAGUCAAGGUCAUUCUUUUCCUUGCAGCUUUGCAGUAUGCUAGUUUGGUUCGUGGCGUUAUCAACCAACUUUGUACAUAUCUCGAUAUCCAAUGUCUCACUGUGAAGAAGAAGAAGCAGUAG